GGCGCUGCGGCGGCCUUGGCCGCGGAGGCAGCGAGCGAGCCCGGCUGGCGGCGGCGAGGGCGCGCCGGCCCCCAGCGCUCCCGGGGCGGACCCGGGGGAUCCCCCUCGCCAUGCAGACCCGGCAGCGCCUGCUGCCUCCCGAGGAUCAAGUAGAACACCCUGAUUCAGCAGAGCUGGCUGGUUGUGCUGCAGUCAUCAUGAGAAGGCACAGGGUCAUUUGUUUCUUAACCUAUGUGUAAGAAAAAGGUUUAGACAAGGAUCUGGUGGUCGUUCCCUGACAAAUGGAGAACUAUUUCCAAGCAGAGGCAUAUAACCUCGAUAAGGUUUUAGAUGAAUUUGAGCAAAACGAAGAUGCCACUGUUUCACCUACUCUGCUGGGUGCAAAGUGGAAUCAGAUUCUAGAUCCGCCUUCUCGCCGCCUGUCAUUCAACUCAGCUGUGGCCAAUGUGAAUGAAGCUACAACUCCUGAUGAAUGUCAGCAGAGAUUAAAGUCUUUCUCCUUGUCCCACUCAGUGACCACACCAACAGUAGGAGGGGAUUGCUGUGCUAAUGGAAAGGAUUUUAGCAUAAGCCCAGAGACCCCAGUCAUGUGGAUUGAUGAUCAGGCAGCAGCAGAUGAUCAGUUGAUUAAAAGAAAUAGUAAUCGAGAUGAUCAGUGUAACUCUAUGGAAGCAGGAGAAAAGAAAUGUGGAAAUACAGCUUACUUGCCAGAGGAGAAAAAUGUGCUAGUGGUGGCAGUCAUGCACAACUGCGACAGAAGAACACUACAAAGUGGUGAUGUGGUGGAUUGUACAAAUUACAGCAGUCAGUCCCUAAUGGACUCUAUUAGCUUUACACUGGAUAAUGAAAACCGACAGAGUGACCAGUUUAGUGUUACUGUAAAUGGAUCCACAGAAAAGGAUAUUGAUACAGAAAAGCAAGUAAACAGGCUCUGCACUGAAGAUGACUCUGUAAGUCAUUUGAUUAAUGCUUCGUCUGAAAGCCUGCCCGCUGCAUGCCCCUCCUCUCAAUUAAAGGAGGAUUUUAAUAUGAGUAAAGAUUUGCUCUUUUCAGAAGCUACAACUGCAGGGAUCAAUGCAGUGACUCUCUUACAGAGACCAGUUGAUGGUACUGCUAAAAUGCAAGAAAAUUGUGCGUCAGUUGAAAAUUUCACUAGUAAAGCCAUUCCUCAGAGAACAGAUCUGGAAGCUAAAAACUCUUCUGGUUCCAGUAGUGGAAGCUUAAUCAUAGAACAGGAAGCAGCCCAGCAGUUGCAGUCUAGGCUAUCUGGGCUCACCGAAACCUGUCAACCUAACGUGGCUGGAAGUGGCAAUUACAAGGAAUGUGUUGCAGAGGAUGUUAGUGCCACUGAAAGCAGAGUCAUUGAAUGUGAUAAAAAUUUCAGCACAACGGAAUUGCACAGCAUGGCAGAAUGUUACCCUGAAUCUCAGGAGAUGACUAAUUGGGAGCUGACAAAGUUGAAUGAUAUGAAUAAUAAGCAAACUCUAGGAGAGAAUGAAAGACUUUUGCAGACCAAACAGCCUGAUGAUGCAUGUGGAAAUAGCAAAGAAGAUGAAGAUGGGGUAUUGGAGGCAGGCAUAGACUCAAAAGGAUCUGGUACAGAUGAGCUUGGAGGGUCCAGUCUCUCUGAUGUGAUGGCUACAUCAGCAGCAAGCUCUCUGUCUAAUGGUUGUGAUUCCUAUGGAAUGCAGAACCCAGUUGUUGCUCAUGUCCCAAAGACUGUACCCUCCAAGGAAGACUCCGUAACAGAGGAAAAGGAGAUUGAGGAGAGCAAGUCAGAGUGUUACACUAAUGUUUAUGAACAGAGAGGAAAUGAGACUACAGAAGGGAGUGGUCUUAUUUUAAACAGCACUGGUGACCACAUAAAGAAAAAUUAUUUGCAUAAUCUUUGUAGUCAGGUUUCAUCCAUGCAAGGGCAGACUUCACCAAAACCAGUGACUAAUCUGCAAUAUAUCAGUGUUCCUUUUGGUGGUGCAAGACCUAAACAACCCACAAAUCUGAAACUGCAGAUUCCGAAGCCAUUAUCGGACCACUUACAAAAUGAUGUUAUUCCCCCAAAUUGUGGAGGUAAUAGCAAAAACAAAAAUGUCUUUGGUAAGACACAGUUAGGGGAUACAGCAGACACGUUUCCUGGUGAAACAUCUUCAAAUGCCUCUGGUACUGGUUCUAAUGGGGAACAUUUGGACGAGUAUGAAUCUGGAGUCUCUAAUAGUUCGUGCCUUGCAGUAGCCCCAGAUAGUCCAGAUAAUGAUCUCAGAGCUGGUCAGUUUGGAGCUCCAGCCAGAAAGCCUUUUACGACUUUGGGUGAGGUGGCUCCAGUGUGGGUUCCAGAUUCUCAAGCACCAAACUGUAUGAAAUGUGAGGCCAGAUUUACAUUCACCAAAAGAAGGCACCAUUGCAGAGCCUGUGGGAAGGUGUUCUGUGCUGCGUGCUGUAGCCUGAAGUGCAAGCUGCUGUACAUGGACCGAAAAGAAGCCAGAGUGUGUGUGAUCUGCCACUCAGUGCUGAUGAAUGCUCAAGCCUGGGAGAACAUGAUGAGUGCCUCAAGCCAGAGCCCUAACCCUAACAAUCCUGCUGAAUACUGUUCUACUAUCCCUCCUUUGCAGCAGGCUCAGGCCUCGGGCGCCCUGAGCUCCCCGCCUCCCACUGUCAUGGUACCUGUGGGAGUUCUAAAGCAUCCUGGAGCAGAAGUGGCUCAGCCUAGAGAACAAAGGCGUGUUUGGUUUGCUGAUGGGAUUUUACCCAAUGGAGAAGUUGCUGAUGCAGCAAAGCUGACAGUGGCUGGGACAACUUCCACAGGAACCUUAGCAGUGUCUCAUGAUCCAUCAAAGCCCAUGGCCAACAACACUUUAUCAGCAGAAACUGAUAAUGCCUCUGUAUUCUCGGGAAAUAUAACUCAGGUUGGCAGUCCUGUUGGCAGUGCAAUGAAUCUGAUUCCUGAAGAUGGUCUUCCUCCAAUUCUCAUCUCCACUGGAGUAAAAGGAGACUAUGCUGUGGAAGAGAGACCUUCUCAGAUCUCUGUCAUGCAGCAGCUGGAGGAUGGUGGCCCUGACCCUCUAGUAUUUGUUUUAAAUGCUAAUUUGCUGUCCAUGGUAAAAAUCGUAAAUUAUGUGAACAGGAAGUGCUGGUGUUUCACCACGAAGGGCAUGCAUGCAGUGGGGCAGUCGGAGAUCGUCAUUCUCCUGCAGUGUUUGCCUGAUGAGAAAUGUUUGCCUAAGGAUAUCUUUAACCAUUUUGUGCAACUUUACCGGGAUGCCUUAGCAGGUAACAUUGUUGGCAACCUGGGACACUCCUUUUUCAGCCAGAGCUUCCUUGGAAGCAAAGAACAUGGAGGGUUCUUGUACGUUGCAGCGACCUAUCAGUCCCUGCAGGACCUGGUGCUCCCAACCCCACCAUAUUUGUUUGGCAUCCUCAUCCAGAAGUGGGAGACUCCCUGGGCCAAGGUGUUCCCCAUCCGGCUGAUGCUGAGACUCGGAGCUGAAUACAGGCUUUAUCCAUGCCCACUUUUUAGUGUCAGAUUCCGUAAGCCUUUGUUUGGAGAGACUGGACACACAAUCAUGAACCUCCUUGCAGACUUCAGAAACUACCAGUACACACUGCCUGUGGUCCAAGGCUUAGUAGUUGAUAUGGAAGUCAGAAAAACCAGCAUCAAAAUACCUAGCAACAGAUAUAAUGAGAUGAUGAAAGCCAUGAACAAAUCCAACGAGCACGUGCUGGCAGGGGGAGCGUGUUUCAAUGAGAAGGCAGACUCGCAUCUGGUGUGUGUGCAGAACGAUGACGGCAACUACCAGACACAGGCCAUCAGCAUCCACAACCAGCCCAGGAAAGUGACUGGUGCCAGCUUUUUUGUGUUCAGUGGAGCUUUAAAAUCCUCUUCAGGCUACCUUGCAAAAUCUAGUAUAGUGGAAGAUGGAGUGAUGGUCCAGAUAACUGCUGAGAACAUGGACUCUUUGAGACAGGCCUUGAGAGAGAUGAAAGACUUCACCAUCACCUGUGGCAAAGUAGAUGCUGAAGACCCUCAGGAACACGUUCACAUUCAGUGGGUAGAAGAUGAUAAAAACUUUAAUAAGGGCGUUGUGAGCCCUAUUGAUGGCAAAUCCAUGGAAUCUAUAACCAGCGUGAAGAUAUUCCACGGCUCUGAGUACAAGGCCAACGGGAAGGUCAUCCGGUGGACAGAGGUGUUUUUUCUGGAAAAUGAUGAGCAACACAAUGGUCUGAGUGACCCAGCUGAUCACAGCAGACUGACUGAAAAUGUGGCAAAAGCUUUCUGUCUGGCUCUGUGUCCUCAUCUGAAACUGCUGAAAGAAGAUGGAAUGACUAAGCUGGGUCUGCGUGUUACACUGGACUCGGAUCAAGUUGGUUAUCAAGCUGGGAGCAAUGGACAGCCACUGCCCUCUCAAUACAUGAAUGACCUGGACAGUGCCUUAGUGCCAGUGAUUCAUGGAGGGGCCUGUCAGUUGAGUGAGGGGCCAGUCAUAAUGGAGCUCAUCUUUUAUAUUCUGGAAAACAUCUCAUAAGAGGACUUCAUUUUCUGUUCAGACCUGUUCCAGCAGCAGUUGUAUCUGAAUCAUUUGCACUUUAAAACUGGAAAAUUAAGCUUUUGUUAACACUAUUGGGGAAGGGGGGGAGGGGGGUGGGACAGUUGUUCCAUAAUUCUAAAUCUUCUAUGCAUUGUCAACAACCAGAGGAUCAGGGCAGCUUCUAUACUACAACAUGGCUAUGCUAUCCUUGCAGCUAAUCCACUUCUGUUACUGUUUAGGAAAAUGCUCAUGUUUAAGAUUUACAGUCAUGUACUCUCAACGCUCAACGGGUGCAAAGAUCACUGGGGCGCAAAUAAAAAGUGAAAUUCCAACCUUGUACUGUCUGUAGAUGGACAUGUAAGAAACAACGAUCAAGAUCUCCAUUCUGACCUCA
Messenger RNA from Oenanthe melanoleuca, 4914 nucleotides. RefSeq names its product zinc finger FYVE-type containing 9 (gene ZFYVE9). The record is from RefSeq and is a predicted model, not a curated record. Gene Ontology annotation, cellular component: early endosome membrane. Gene Ontology annotation, biological process: endosomal transport. The transcript is spliced from 19 exons. The coding region runs from base 282 to 4517 and encodes 1411 amino acids. Gene Ontology annotation, molecular function: metal ion binding. Lineage: Eukaryota; Metazoa; Chordata; Aves; Passeriformes; Muscicapidae.